ACGCAUACGUAAUUCUGCACUUGACGUGAAAACCUCGUUAGUUCAACAGAGAGACUUCAAGGAUAUAGACGGUAUUGCACCAUGAAAAUGAAGAAGACAAUCGGAGAAAAACUCCGGAAAAUAGCGAAACCAAAGGACAAAGACCUUAUCGUAAAGAGAGGGGUCAGUAAACACCCCAUUGAAAAGAGGAACCAUGACCGCAUCCACAGGUGCUUGUCGCAGAUCAGAUCGGCAGUGAGGGGCACAAAAGAUAAUGCUAAAAAUGUGUCGGUCAUGGUGGAGGAAAGUAAAGGAAAUUUGUAUCAAGGAAGGAAAUCAAAAACGAAUGACACCAAGAAGAGUGAAAUGAAAACGAACAACUUUACACCUAAGCAGCAGUCACGUGGAAUGAAGGACAUAUUCAAAAGUUUCAAGAAUCUGAGAAGCAGAUCAAACAUUAAGGGAUGUUCAUACAAACACCUUCCGAAGACGCCACAGCAACACAACAACAUGGAACUGCUUACAGCGUAUUCUCCGCCGAGAAAUGAACUGCCUAGACAGAUGGCUCAGAGAAGACUGUUCAGCCGAGCGAGCUCCGACUUGGACAAUUCAGUGCUUAGUUCUCGUCAGUACACAUUGUCAACCCUGAUGUGUCCAGACACAACUGUCUACAGCCACCCACAACCGGUUUUUAUGGACUACGACACCAAUAUGUCUUUCUCACGUCUGUCUUCAACACCGCUUACAGCUAGAAUUGGCAGUCCUCGCUUUGCUUCGACACCAACAUCAGAUCAAUAUGGCAGCAUCAUCUCUAGAAUUGAUCACGUGCUCGAGUCGUCAGCCAAUCAAUGUUCGAAGAUAUUUGAAACUGGACACAGUAGUAAGUUAAGAAUGGCAUUAGAACCCUUAUUUCAGGAUAGCUAUGUGGCAGCUGUUGAUAUAUGGCGCCCUUGGAUGUGAUGACAAGACUAUCGAUUAGUUAGUGCUAUAAAAAGGACCCUAUGUAUUUUAUUACAUCUUACACGUGUUU
Messenger RNA from Ostrea edulis (European flat oyster), 1009 nucleotides. RefSeq lists its product as uncharacterized. Lineage: Eukaryota; Metazoa; Mollusca; Bivalvia; Ostreida; Ostreidae. The coding region runs from base 82 to 939 and encodes 285 amino acids. The record is from RefSeq and is a predicted model, not a curated record. The transcript is spliced from 4 exons.